Molecule: messenger RNA, 1760 nt
Organism: Polychytrium aggregatum
Lineage: Eukaryota; Fungi; Chytridiomycota; Chytridiomycetes; Polychytriales
Product: acyl-CoA dehydrogenase/oxidase
Exons: 11
Coding region: 124-1371 (415 amino acids)
Cellular component (GO): mitochondrion
Molecular function (GO): acyl-CoA dehydrogenase activity; flavin adenine dinucleotide binding
Source: RefSeq, a predicted model, not a curated record
CGGCCUGGCAUUUCCGUCCUCGGGUCUGCCUCGGUCCGUCCGAGUUUUCUGUCGUUCAUCGUCUUGCGUCUGCUGCUCCGGCCCACCGCCCGCCCUCUUCCUCUGUCGUCUCUUUCUUCAAGCAUGAUCCGCUGGGCUCGUUCAUCGCUGCAGCUUGCGCGCACCUCGCUCAGUGCUCCCAAGCCUUCUCUGGCUCGAGGAUCUCUGCGCACGUUUGCCUCGCAGUCGUCGCUCAACUCCUUCACUGCCGAGGAGAACAUGCUCCGCGAAACAGUCCGCAAAUUCGCUGUCGAGCAGGUCAAACCCUUGGUCGCCAAAAUGGAUGAGUCUGAGGAGCUGGACAAGGGGGUUCUUAAGGGCCUCUUCGAGCAGGGCCUUAUGGGCAUCGAAACCAGCUCCGAUUACAACGGAGCCGACUGCUCCUUCACUUCGGCCAUCAUCGUUAUCGAAGAACUGGCCAAGAUCGACCCCUCGAUCAGUGUUAUUUGCGAUGUGCAAAACACCCUUGUCAACACUCUAUUCCGCAAGUACGCUACUAAGGAGCAGCAAGAAAAGUACCUCACUCGUCUCGCAACCGACACGGUUGGCUGCUUCUGUCUCUCUGAGGCGGGCUCGGGCAGUGAUGCAUUUUCUCUGACAACCCGUGCCACCAAGGAGGGUGAUCACUAUAUCCUGAGCGGCUCCAAGAUGUGGAUCACCAACUCCAAGGAGGCCGAUAUCUUCCUGGUCUUUGCCAACAUCGACCCCUCCAAGGGAUACAAGGGAAUCACCUGCUUUAUCGUUGAGAAGGAGAUGGGCGUCAAGAUUGCCAAGAAGGAAACUAAGCUUGGUAUCCGCGCCUCCUCGACCUGCGCUCUCUCCUUUGACGACAUCAAGGUUCCUGCCGAAAAUGUCCUUGGGGAGGUCGGCAAAGGAUACAAGUAUGCCAUCGAGAUCCUCAACGAGGGCCGCAUCGGCAUUGCUGCCCAAAUGCUUGGUCUUGCCCAAGGUGUCUUUGACGAGGCCCUUGCGUACGCCUUCCAGCGAAAGCAGUUCAACACUCUCAUCGGCGAUUUCCAGGGCGUCCAGCACCAGUACGCCCAAGUUGCUGUGGAGAUUGAAGCCGCCCGUCUCCUGACUUACAAUGCCGCCCGGUUGAAGGAGGAAGGCAAGAGCUUUGUCAAGGAGGCCGCCAUGGCCAAGCUUUACGCUUCGCAGGUCGCCGAAAAGUCCGCAUCCAAGGCAAUCGAGUGGGUUGGCGGAGUCGGAUUUACACGAGAGUUCCCGAUUGAAAAGUUCUUCCGCGACUGCAAGAUUGGCGCCAUCUACGAGGGAACGUCCAACAUUCAGCUCCAGACCAUUGCCAAGAUGCUCCGAAGCAAAUACGUGUAAAUGCCUGAUUGACGGCAAGACACGACAGCGUUCGCACAGUCAAAGGUUUACAUAGUCGAGCGAAACGCUAGCUUUUGCGAUCUUGAGGCGCCAUUCUCCUGGAUCUCGAAGACACAAGUCAUGGUGUGUCCAAGAGCACUGCUUUCCAACAUACUCCCGACUUUGGUGUCGCUACGUUGCGAUCCUACAGCUUGAUGCACACAAUCUUGAUAUGCCAGUCGAUCGACGGCCAAGGUCGGCUUAGCACAUUUGGAUGCGCGUGUUCCAAUCUACGUUUCUCGCAGCAAUAUAGUACACUUUGCACAUGAGCAAACCGGUGCCUCCUGGGACUGGAUGCAGAGCCCUUGCCUUGAUGCCAUUUCAUUUUGGAAACGCUGCAAGAAUCGGAC